UCCUUCGUUUAGCGCCAGUUUGGAUUUUCUCCCUCGCCCGGCCUGUGUGUUGUGAAUUACAAUGAGGUUUAUUGUGUCGUUUUUAUUAAAUAUAACCGAAUGACUUGUACGAAAGGCUUUACUUAGGACAGUAGACAUUAUUUUCGAGAGGUUGAAUGUGGUCGUAACAUCCGGUAAGGUGGUUUUCGGGGUGCUUGAGUGAAGGAAGACGCAAAGUUGCAAAAGGUGACCAGGUGAUUUGACAUCAACGACACAGUGUAAUUCCUUAAAAUGGAGAGUGAGGAUGAUCUGGAUAUUCUGACUGCGCUGCUGGCUGAGAGCGAGGGUAUUGGCGAAGAACAAGAAAGCCAGGAGCAGGCGGACGAUCUGGACGGGCUGUUUGAUGAGGAAAAUGACGAGGAGUACAAAGAGGGCGUCGAGGAGGAAGAGCACAAUGUGGACGAGAUGUUGGAGCUCUUUGGAGAUGUGAAUGACAUCAAACAAGAGGAGAAGGACAAAGAAUCAGAGGGUGACCGUGAGAACCUGAACAAGUCGAAAGAGGAUUUACAAGAGGAGUUGAGGCGGAUGAAGGAGCAGAUGGAGAGGUUGCAGCAGCAGCUGGAGGCCAGCCAGAAAGUCUCAGUCCCGUCAGCCUCUUCAGCCAAGACUUCAGGAAAAAACUCACCAAGUGUCACACCAGUGAGACCCAAACCUGCACCUACCCAGCAACCGGCCUCCAAACUGAGCCAGGCCAGACCAGCCACUAACACACAGAAGACACCAGCAGCGUCUUCAUCCACUCCAGCAAGAGCAGGAAGCCUCAAGCUCCAGGAGUCCUCUGAGUUUUCUUCUCAGCUCAGCUUUGCUGACUCAUUUAAAAGCAAACCGAGAGUGGCUCACCAACCUAAACCCAGCACAUCACCGGAAAGCAGAGGACCACUGGUAGAGAUAAAGAUCGGCAGCUCCUUCAAGCCCAUAGAGAGCACCAGCACAGCCCCUGAUGCUCUGCGCUCACCUUCAGCGUCCCAUAGCAGACCUGCAGCAGCUGCGUCAACAGUGCAGCCUAAAGCUCCUUCUUAUCCAUCUCUUUCCAAAGACGUGGCUCUUGAGAAAUAUUCAGGACUGCGGCUCAGAAAACCACGUGUUUCUUCUAGCGAGAUGGACCGUAAGAUGGCUGACCGCCGUCUGAUUCGACUGUCACAGUUACCGGAGCGUAUGGCUCGGGAGAAGCUGGAAGACAGCGACUGGGUGACGUUUGCUGUGCUGGUCAAUAAAGCCACGCCUCAAAGCAACAGCAGUGGCAAAACCUUUAGCAUCUGGAAACUCAAUGACCUCCAUAACCUGGAAGUGUUUGUGUCUCUGUUUCUGUUUGGUGAAGUUCACAAAGAGCACUGGAAGACUGAGACGGGCACAGUAGUCGGACUCCUCAACCCAAACCCCAUGAAGCAGAAAGAAGGAUAUGACGGGGUGAGCCUGACGGUGGAUCACCCACAGAAGGUGCUGCUGAUGGGUGAAGCUCAGGACUACGGUAUCUGCAAGGGUGUGAAGAGGAACGGAGAGCCAUGCUCGCAGAUAGUUAACAUGUAUGAGUGCCCAUACUGCCAGUAUCAUGUCAAGGCCCAGUAUAAGAAGAUGAGCUCAAAAAGGGCCGAGCUGCAGUCGUCGUUUUCCGGAAGAGCGCCCAGUAAAGUCAUGGGGAAGGGGAAGGCAGGUGGCCUGAGAGAGCGGAUUUGUCAGGACGGUUUCUACUACGGCGGCGUGUCCUCUGCUGCCUGUGCCGCCUCACUGACCGCGUCCAAACCAAACAAACCCACCCAGAAAACUCUGGACAAGCUGUUUGUGAGAGGCUCGGCUCAGCUCAUCAGUCAAGCCAAGAGGCUCGCCAUGCAGUCUGGUGAAGUUGCAGGUUGCUCAGAUGAAUUUAAGAGCCUGAUGUCGGUGCCAACACCUGGAGCUUUGCAGCUGAAGAAGCAUCUCACGCAGGGCAGCCAGUCAGUUUCCAAAGAAACAUCGGGAGCUCCUCUUCAGUCCAUCUCAGCCUCAGACCUGCUGAAGCACCAGAAACGGAAGCAGCGGGAGCUCCUGGAGAGCCGGCGGAAAAGGGUGGAAGAAGUUCAGAGAAGGUCGCUGCAGAACUCGGGGGGUGCGACAGGCCAAGAUUGUUUAAUGUCACCAAAAGCUGCUUCUGAAGUCCCCACGGCCUCCCAAAGCCCGGCGGCGCCCCACACUCCGACCCUGGGCCGAGGCUUCUCCAAGGGAGAUGAUAUCCUCUUCUUUGAUACCAGCCCCCCUCCAACUCCUUCUCCCAGCACCCUCAACCUAUCAGCUGCCAAGCUGGCUGCUCUGAAGAAGCUAAGGGCUAAAGACACGGGGCUGGUGAAGGAAGACCCCAACGCUGUGAAGAGGAAGAGGAGUGACAGCAGUGAGAUCAAUGCCCGAGUAGAGCGGAAUCGAACCUCACCCAGUGCCUCAGCUAAUGAGGAGGAGGAGCCGGUGCAGAAAAAGAAGCGAGAACAACUCGACUAUGUCCAGUCAGAGGAGUUUCAGAAGAUCCUGAAAGCCAAAUCUCGCCACGGGAUUAUACUUCAAGCAGCGGAGUACCAGCUACAAGAGCGCUACUUCAAUGUUCUGGUGAAGAAGGAGCAGAUGGAGGAGAAGAUGAGGAACAUCAGAGAGAUGAAGUGUCGGGCUGUCACCUGUAAAAAGUGUAGUUACACCUACUUCAAGCCGGCGGAUCGUUGUGUAGAGGAGAACCAUGAUCUGCGGUGGCACGAGGCAAUGAAACGCUUCUUUAAAUGUCCUUGUGGACAGAGAGCCAUUGCUCUGGACAGACUGCCACACAAACACUGCAGCAACUGCGGUCUGUUUAAAUGGGAACGAGAUGGGAUGUUGAAGGAGAAAACUGGCCCUAAGCUUGGUGGAGAGCUCCUCCUGCCUCGAGGAGAGGAGCAUGCCAAAUUCCUCAACAGCAUGAAGUGAUUUAUUAUUGAGGGAGCAACCUAUAGACUUUUAUGUUUGUAAUUUAAGGUUUUACCAGGCUUUCAUUAGUAUCAGGUCUGUUUUUAAAUUUUGACAUUAUGUAGCUCUUGAGUGUCUGUGGUGAUACCAGAUGUGCUGCAAAUUGGCUGAUUAAAGCUGAUUAAAGAUU
Molecule: messenger RNA, 3127 nt
Organism: Pundamilia nyererei
Lineage: Eukaryota; Metazoa; Chordata; Actinopteri; Cichliformes; Cichlidae
Gene: mcm10
Product: minichromosome maintenance 10 replication initiation factor
Exons: 18
Coding region: 271-2958 (895 amino acids)
Biological process (GO): DNA replication initiation; DNA replication
Cellular component (GO): nuclear replication fork; nucleus
Molecular function (GO): DNA replication origin binding; single-stranded DNA binding
Source: RefSeq, a predicted model, not a curated record